Eublepharis macularius is the source of this 1712-nucleotide messenger RNA. It is a transcript of the gene TASL, whose product is annotated as TLR adaptor interacting with endolysosomal SLC15A4. The transcript is spliced from 2 exons. Gene Ontology annotation, biological process: regulation of toll-like receptor signaling pathway. The record is from RefSeq and is a predicted model, not a curated record. Lineage: Eukaryota; Metazoa; Chordata; Lepidosauria; Squamata; Eublepharidae. Bases 47 to 928 code for a protein of 293 amino acids.
CUACUACAUAUUCAUUGACUUGAAGGAACUGCACAGUUCUUGAAGAAUGCUGUCAGAAGGGUAUCUCUACAGAAUUCUUUAUCAUGAUCUCUUGAAUUACAAGCUGUGCAGCAAGCAAGGAGAAGAGGCAGCACAUGAGAUGACCUGUUUAAAUGGUGUCACCUCUGCACCCACUGAGGAAAUACAAGGCAGAAAUCUGUUUCGGAAGUGCAGGUCUAUUGGAAAAUUAAUCUUUUCUGUCUGUUCUAAAGAAAACGGAAACAGUGGAUUACAGACGGAUACACUGACACAAGCUAGUCAAAACCCGGUAUUUGAAAGGCAAACAUCACCAGCCGUGAAAAUUUGCACAGGGUCUGCUAUAAACAGAGACACUUAUCUGGUUCCAUCUUCUUGUAACAGUAUUUGCAAGAACUACAAUGACCUACAUAUUGCUGGGGGCCAGGUGAUGCCGAUGAGCUCGGUAAAAACAGAUUUUAAUUAUGACAGUGGGAUUGGUCCAUUUCUGGAAUCAUCAGAGAUCCCACCACCAAUGGAUUCAAUAUCAGUACCACCUGUGGAGGUUCCCCGGAAGCCAAUUCAAAGGUAUUCAUCAUGCUGGCGAGUAGCCAGCAUCAUGCAACAUCAGCAGCCCCUCUCUAAUUCAAUACUAAAUGAUUACUUGGAGGAGAAGUUGGUGGAGCUCUACAAACAAUAUAUCAUGGAUGGCAUGGGCAACAGCGCAUCCCCAACUCAGAUCUUGGCAUCAGAAUUCAUCAUGACCAAUGUAGAUCAAAUCAGCAUGAAGCUAUCACAAGAGAGGAACAUGAAGACCACCAAAGCGAAAGACAUGGUCAUUAGCUGUCUAUUGAGGCUAGCCAGUGGGAAAGCUUCCACCGAAAUGAGCACUCCUAGUCUCCAUAUUUCCCAGUUUAGCACUAUCACUAAAUAAAGGUUGGCUGCAGCUUGAAAUCUCACACUUAUUUUUAAAAGUAAUGUUUAGCUUUUGUCUAGUGAAGCAUUUUGAAGAGCCAGGUGAUCUUCUCAUUUUUUACAAUGAUACCUUGGUGUAGUGGUUAAGAGCGAUGGGACUCUAAUCUGGAGAACUGAGUCUCAUUCCCUACUCCUCCGCUUGAAGCCAGCUGGGUGACCUUGGGUCAGUCACAGCUUCUAGGAGCUCUCUCAGCCCCACCCAACACACAGGGUGAUUAUUGUUGUGGGAAUAAUGUCAUACUUUGUAAACCAAUCUGACUGGGCAUUAAGUUGUCCUGAAGGGCGGUAUAUAAAUCGAAUAUUAUGAUUACUUUCCAGCCUCUUUUUCUCUAUCUUUGUCCCCACUGUCAGAAGUCUGUAUUACAGCAUUCAACUAAUACCACUUUGCCAAUUGUAACCUUUGUGACUCCCUUCUAAGCCAAUUGGCUCAAAUGGACAUAGAAGUUUUCUUAUAAUACGUUUGUAGAAUCUUUCUUAUUAAUUGAUUGUCAUGUAACUGCAAGCUGAUCCCAGGCUCUGAUUUGGAGGCUUGGCAAAGAUUAUAAUGUUAUGUGUAUAUUUGCUAACUAUGCAUUGAAUACUCAAUUUAUGUUAUUUAACAGUUAGCAUGAUGUUUGUAAUAUGACAAUGAAUUCUCAGUGUAAAGAGAGCAUGCAAGCUCCACGUUUAUGAACUAGAGGUCCCAGUGGAUGUUUUUUUCAUCUGUUGGGUAUAAUAACCCACUAUUUCUCAUUACAAAAUAA